Messenger RNA from Hemicordylus capensis (graceful crag lizard), 3492 nucleotides. RefSeq names its product DLG associated protein 5 (gene DLGAP5). Gene Ontology annotation, cellular component: nucleus; spindle pole centrosome; cytoplasm. Gene Ontology annotation, molecular function: microtubule binding. The record is from RefSeq and is a predicted model, not a curated record. The transcript has 20 exons. Lineage: Eukaryota; Metazoa; Chordata; Lepidosauria; Squamata; Cordylidae. Gene Ontology annotation, biological process: chromosome segregation; mitotic spindle organization; kinetochore assembly. The coding region runs from base 334 to 2955 and encodes 873 amino acids.
CUUCGAGAGCCAAUAAGAGGCCAUUAUCGUCUCCCAAUGAGAGCCUGCGGAAGGCGCAGCCAAUGAGUGGGUGCCCUUGGGCUCCGUCCGACCAAUCAACGACGGCGGUUAAAAUUUAAACGUGAUCUUUGGCGGAGUCUAGUAUAUUGCUUUGCGCAGCGGUUUGAGUUCGUGGGGUGUGAGGACCCCAUGAGGCAAAACCACUUUGCUCUUCAAGGAAACUUAGACACGCUGCUGUACUGAGCACAACUUCUGUCUAUUUUCAGGGGCUGGAUUUGGAGCCAACACCCGCUUGCUUGUGGAGAACCUGUACUCCCUUUCAGAAUAAAUAAGAUGGCUACCAAUUUUGCCACUCUGUAUAAAAAGGAUCUGAGUACCAACUGUCUCAAGACAAAACUUGUCCGCCGAAAGUCCAUUAGGCAGAAGGAAAACCGGUACAUUCAGUUCAAUAAGGGCAGGCAGUUUGGACUGAUUGAUGUGAAUACCCAGCCAUCAAGGGACCGGGAACUUUCUUGCCUGGAGGAAACUGAUGGAAUUCCUUCCCCAAAGAACAAGACAAAGCCAAUUCAAACCGGAAAUGUCUCAGUCAAGACUCGUGGUCAGGCACGCAUAGAAAUGCUGCAGCGUUACAAAGCUGAAAAAGAACUUCGAAAAUUAAAGGAGCAGCGAGAUAAGCCUUUGUUCAAAGUUGGGCGAUACAAACCAGAAAACCCUUCCUUCCUUCCUCCAACAUCACAGAUCCCAGUUCUGAGCAAGACAAAGGAGAAGGUGGCGGCGGCAGCAACAGCACUUCCAGUGCGAGAAACAAGAUCAAAAGCCAAAAACCAGUUGGAAGGAACAAGUAAACUUCCAGCUAGGCCACAACCUUUAGCGACAGCACCCAACUAUACCAGCAAGGGCUGUGGUCUGCAGCCAGCUCAGCACAGACAGAAGCAGAGCUGUGUAGACAAACCUCCCCCAAAAGAAAGAAAAGGGGUGCAACCUUCAGCCCCCCCAACCACAAAUGGAAGGAUAACCAGAUCUACAGCUGCAGCUCUGACCAGAAUACCCCGGGCAUCACAAAUGCCUACAACUGCAGGUAAUCUGUCACAGAAAAGAGUUACAAAUAAAGGAAAGCAGCAGAAAGAGAUAAAAAAUGAAAGUGAAAUGGCUUUGCAUGAUAUGAAAGAGAACACGCUGGAGCCAGUCAAAAGAGAGGACAACUCCUAUAUCCCACUAUCUGUAGACAAUGGGCAGGAUGAGGCCUUCCUGGAGAAGGAAAACAUGCCAGCAUCUCGCCUUCCAGAUCCUGCACCACCGAAGAGAAACCGCUCGUUUGCCCCUCAGAACUUCCUCUUUAAGCCUCUGGAGGGCUUGGCCACCUACAAAGUAAAGCCAAUGACCCCUUCCAGGGCAAAUGUCUUCUUAUCACCCAAUCUUACCUGGAGCCCCACAAAGACCACCAGUAAAGACACAAAAGAAACCAGGCCACUGGACUGUCCUCUAAGAAGUCAGUCUUCCCCCAUUGAAGAAAUAACGGAGAACCUUCCAGAGUGUCAGCCUGCACUGGAGUCGCUGGAGAACGAGAUGGAAAGUGCAGUGGGUGCCAUUUCCUGUGGAAGCGAGACCUCUCUGCAGCCUGUCGUCCCCCCUGUAACUGAAACGCCAGAGCCAGCGCCAGCAGGGGAGCUGCAACACGAUGUGCCCUAUUUCAGAAACAUCCUUCAAUCUGAGACAGAGAGGCUGACAUCUCAUUGUCUGGAAUGGGACGGAACAGCUGAGAUGGACAUACCAGAGGAUGCAAAAGAUCUUGUCCGCACCACCGUUGGGCAAACUAGACUGCUGAUAUCGGAGAGAUUCAAGCAGUUUGAAGGGCUAGUAGAUAACUGUGAGUUCAGACGUGGUGAAAAGGAGACAACGUGUGGAGAUCUGGAUGGAUUCUGGGACAUGGUGAACUUCCAAGUACAGGAUGUGAAUAAAAAAUUUGAGAACUUAAGGAAGCUUCAGGAGAAUGGAUGGCAAAUAGCGGCUGAUGUCCUGGCGAAGAGACCUGCCAGGAAGAAGGCCUCUCAAAGGGCAACCAAAGCAAAGGAUGGCUCUGCUGAAAGGACUGCUGCCCGAAAACGCCUUGCAGCUAUCAAAGCCCUCAUGAAGAACCAGAUGAAGCAGGACGGGGUAGCAACGGAGGCUGCAGGUCCAGCAAUGCCCUGGCAGGUGGAGAAAGUGACAUUUGAUGGCGGGUUCUUCCAAGUCGAAUCUCCCGCCAAAACCUUCGCAGGCCGGACUCCUAAAUCUACUGGCAGAACUCCCCGACGGAUUUCUACACGUACAACUCCAAGAUCUGCCAGCAGGACGUUGCUUCAGAGUUGCGCAGACACUUGCGUCGUAAGGCUAGGCACUCCAGUCGUAUCCAACUCUGUCCCUCCGCAACCAGAUCUGAAUACCUGCUUGACUUUUGCUGGAGCUGACCACCUCAGUUGCAUUCCUGAACAAAGUGACACCCAAGCUGCAGAGGAACCUUGUGCCAUGACAGAAGACACAGCAGAAGAACCUAACGAAGCACAAACUACCACCAGUGACCGGGGAUCGCCCUCAAAAGAGAUGAAUGGCUCAGUUUCUGUCCGUUCUCAGGAGCUGGAAAAUCCCGAGUCCAAUUCGGAAGUCCCAGAUGCUGAAGAAGAUGAACAACAGAUGGAUGCCGAUCUGGGUGGACAGGAUGUUCUGUGCAGUCCCAAGAGGGAUUCCCCGUUUGAAGGAACUUGUGAUCAGGGUGGAGAAUUGCAUACUCCAGGAUGCAAAACAGGCUCUCUUCUUGGGGACUUCUUUUCCUGUGAUGAAAUGGAACUUGAUCUCCGGCCAAUCCCAGACAGCAGCCUGGUCUUCACUCCUCUGAGAAACGAAGCUGAGAGGUUUGCAGCAACUGCUGUCUACAGCGACCUCAUCACUUUCUCACCUCUUCCAGAUGGGGAGAAAUAAAGGCAAUGUGUACUCCAGGACAACCACAUCCAUGCACUGAGUAAAUGGUGGGAGGGGUGGCUGUGUCUCAGCCUCACGCAUGAUGUCAAGGAAGUAGGCUUCAACAUCUUAAGACACCUUUUCGCUUGAGUAGCUGUAUGACCAGCACAUUGCAGUGGAAAAUGGCCUAUCGAUAGUGGCUAGAUGUGAGUUUCUCAAAGAUGGGUGCUUCUUCUAAAAGUGAAACCCCAAGUUCUGUGUGAUAUGAAAUUCAAGUGUUGAGAUCGUCUGUGUAUCCACAUGUUUUACUAUCUGUCCUUUAUUUAGAUGUAGUGCUUACAAGGGCUUCUGUUCUAACAGGGCCGACACAGGAAAGGAAACGUUUUUAAGUUUUAAAGGUCUUAAAGGUUGUGGCUUCCCCUUGAAAAAUGCCUGUACAGAAAAAUUAGUUUUGCAAGCAUUUUUUUAAAUUUGUUUUCUGUUCUUUUAAUCCUAUUAUUGUCAAUCUUUGGCAUACUCAGUAUUCAAUAUAUUAUUAAAAUACACUUGCUCUUUGUA